AUGCCGUUGGAAAAGAAGGGUUUCAUUGGAAGAAAGAGAGAAGGCGAUGUUAACAAUCUGGAAGGUGGGUAUAAGGGCAAGAGAGUAGAUUUCCAUAAUCCUCAAGUACCUACCUCUCAAUUCUCACGCAUAAACUUUAACCAGCCUUUUUCCCCUAAUAGAACAAAUAACCAAUCGAACUACCAAAAUCACUACCAAAGACCCCAUACAAAAUACACUUCGGAACAACUGCCACCCUUACCCAUGCCUUUGAAGGACAUGUACACCAAACUGUUGAGCAUCGGACAAAUAACUCCUAUCCCUACACUACCACUACAACCACCAUUCCCAAUUUGGUACAAGCCCGAGUUGGCUUGCGAGUACCAUGGGGGUAAUCCCGGGCAUGGGAUUGAAACCUGUUACGCCUUCAAGAAGAGGUUGUUGGAGCUUAUUAAGAUGGGAUGGGUAUCCUUUGAGGACAAGCCCAAUGUUAAUUCAAACCCAUUGCCUAAGCAUGCCCCAAAUAGUAGUGGAAUAGGCAUGAUCGAAGUGGGAAAUCAAUGCAAGGUGUUGAAGGUGUCCAUGAAGAGGUUGUACGACAUGUUGGUACAAUCAGGAUUUCUAAAGACAAAGGUGGAGAGCCAUUUGGAGGGAUAUGAUUACUGUGAAUACCAUGGAAGAGAUGGACAUCAUAUUGAGGAUUGCAUCGAGUUUUGCGAAAAGAUUGCAAGAAUGCUAAAAAUGGAGGAGUUGAGGAUUGAACCCAUAAAGAGCAGCGGUGAGGUGAGUAUGAUGGAAGGUCAAGAUGAAAUGACAGGAGUAUGCAGGGUCCAGCAAACAGCUUAUGGGCCCCCAAGGCUAAUCUUGGUUAAACCGCCCUACACAAUAGGGAAUCACAAUGCCAUGCCUUAUAAUUAUGGUUAUGCCUCUAACGUUCGAGCUCCUCUUCCUUUGUUCCAGCCUGAGAUAAGUGGUUUGACCAGGAGUGGUCGUUGCUUUACGCCCGAGGAGUUGAGGAAGUCAAAGGGCAAAGAAGUGGUAGAUCUGGACAAAGCACUAGAAGUUAAUAAGCCAGUAACGGAAGAGGAAUCGAAUGAAUUCUUGAAGUUGAUCAAGCAUAGCGAAUAUUGCAUAAAGGUAUUGAAUGAGGCAUAUGUACCCCAAGACAUCGAACAUAAAACCAUGGAGCACCUAGUGGGGAGAAUCCAUGCAACGAAUUACCUGUACUUCACAGCUGACGAGCUCGAUGCUGAAGGUACCGGACAUAACAAGCCUUUAUACAUUACGGUUAGGUGCAAGGAUUGCCUCAUAGGAAAAGUACUCAUUGAUAAUGGCUCGGCCCUUAACGUGUUGCCAAAACACAUGCUAGAAGAAAUGCCGAUCGAUGAAUCCCAUAUUAAGCCAAGUACUAUGAUGGCCAGAGCGUAUGACGGGUCGCCUAGGCCAAUAAUUGGGACUUUAGAAGUGGAGCUAUAUGUGGGACCACAAAUGUUCCUAGUAACACUUCAGGCCGAGGAGACAGUAUCCAUGACAAAGAAUGUAGUUGUGCCUUUUAUCGAAGCGGGUGAUUGCAAGGGUAACAAUAUCCAUGCCUUUGAGAUUGUGAACACCGACUGGGUGCCGGAGAACACAGUGCUAAGAAGGCCAAGGAUCUCAGAAGCAGCAAGGAUGGCAAGUCUAUGCUUCUUGAACCGCGGAAUCCCAUUUCAGUAUAACCUUAUUAUCGGGAUACCAGAAGGGGUUAAUCUGGCAAAGAUGAAAAGUGCUGCUCAAAGAUUUGGGCUAGGGUACCAACCUAACCAAGAGGAUUAUCGGUGGGCUGCUGGUCGGAGAAGGGCAAGAAGGAUGGCUAGAAUUAAAGGAAGAGAGCCUGAUGAAGAAAAGCUGGAAAUCCCUCCCCUUAGCGUGUCAUUCCCAAAAGCUGCAUACAUAAUGCAACAUGAUAAAGAAGCCGAAAGCCUUGAUCAAGAGCUGUCAAACAUGAGCAUAAAUACCUUGGGGGAAAACAAGGUGGAAGGAGAUGACAUGAAGACAAUAGCAAGAAAGGGAGAUGAAGCACUCCCACAACUGACGGUCUACACCAUAGAAGAAGUAUCCGCCAAGACCUUUGUGGAUUUUCGGAAUUUGAAUAAAGCUAGCCCCAAGGAUGAUUUUCCGCUACCACACAUAGAUGUUUUAGUAGACAACGCUGCCCGGAGUUCCACAUAUUCCUUUAUGGAUGGUUUUUCAGGAUACAACCAGAUAAAAAUGGCUCCGGAGGAUAAGACGAAAACAACUUUUGUCACACCUUGGGGAACGUUCUGCUAUAAGGUCAUGCCAUUUGGAUUGAAGAAUGCAGGAGCAACCUAUCAAAGAGCAAUGGUGACUUUGUUCCACGACAUGAUGCACAAGGAAAUUGAGGUGUAUGUAGACGACAUGAUUGCCAAGUCUAAAAGGGAAGAGGAUCAUGUUGAAGUUUUGAGGAAGUUAUUUGAGAGACUGAGGAAGUAUGAAUUAAGGCUCAAUCCUAUAAAAUGUUCAUUCGGAGUUAAAUCGGGUAAGCUGUUAGGAUUUGUGGUAAGUGAUAGAGGUAUAGAGGUGGAUCCAGAUAAAGUGAAGGCCAUCCAAGCUAUGUCAUCCCCUAAGACGGAGAAAGAAGUAAGAGGAUUCUUGGGAAGGUUAAACUACAUUGCUCGGUUCAUAGCUCAGUUAACAACGAUGUGUGAACCUAUAUUCCGACUACUAAGGAAAAAGAAUCCUGGAACCUGGAAUGAGGAGUGUGAGGAGGCAUUCAAUAAAAUCAAGCAUUAUUUACAAAAUCCACCUUUACUGGUUCCUCCAGUAGCAGGAAAACCUCUAGUAUUAUAUCUAACAGUAACUGAAGCAGCCAUGGGAUGUGUAUUGGGUCAACAUGAUGAAACCGGAAGGAAGGAAAGAGCUAUUUAUUACUUAAGUAAGAAAUUCACUGAAUGUGAGUCUAGAUACACGGAGAUAGAAAGGCUUUGUUGUGCGUUGGUGUGGGCGGCAAAGAGGUUGCGACAUUAUAUGUUAUACUAUACCACUUGGUUAAUUUCAAAAGUGGAUCCUCUGAGGUAUAUCUGUAACAAGCCCUUUCUCUCAAGUCGAAUUGCAAGGUGGCAAGUUCUAUUAGCAGAAUAUGACAUAGUAUACAUGACAAGGAAAGCUGUAAAAGGAAGUGCAAUCGCGGACCAUCUGGUCGAUAAUGCUGUUGAAGAUUACGAACCUUUGGAUUUUGACUUCCCCGAUGAAGAUAUAUUGUCAAUAGAGAAAGAAGAAGAGAAGACAGAUUGGUGGACGAUGUUUUUUGACGGUGCAGUGAAUGUAUAUGGUAACGGGGCCGGUGCGGUAAUAAUCUCUCCUGAUAAGAAACAAUAUCCAGUUUCGGUUAAACUACAUUUCGAGUGCACCAACAAUACAGCUGAGUAUGAAGCUUGUAUCCUCGGUUUAGAAGCGGCAUUAGAAUUGAAGAUAAAGAAGUUAGAUGUAUAUGGAGAUUCAAUGUUGAUUAUCUGUCAGGUUAAAGGGGAAUGGCAGACCAAGGAGGAAAAGUUGAGGCCGUACCAGGAAUACCUAUCCACGCUAGCAAAGGAAUUUGAAGAAAUUAGAUUCACCCAUCUGGGAAGGGAGGGGAACCAUUUUGCGGAUGCUUUGGCCACGCUAGCUGCUAUGACUACCAUUGAUCUCAAGUGCAAGGUACAACCGGUACACAUUGACAUUAGAAAUGACCCAGCUUAUUGUUGCUUAGUUGAAGGAGAGAUAGACGGACAUCCUUGGUAUUAUGAUAUCAAGAACCUUGUGCAAAAUCACGAAUAUCCGGUGGGAGCUUCCAAAACGGAUAAGAAAACUUUGAGAAGGUUGGCUAUAGACUUCUAUUUAGAUGGAGAGAUUUUGUACAAAAGAUCAUUUGAUGGGACCCUACUAAGGUGUUUGAAUGAGGCAGAUGCUAGAAAGGCAUUACGGGAGGUCCAUGAGGGGAUUUGCUCAACCCAUGCUAGCGGGCAUAUGAUAGCGAGGAAAAUCCAAAGGGCUGGUUAUUUUUGGAUGACACUAGAGAAAGACUGCAUCGAUUAUGUCAGGAAAUGUCAUAAAUGUCAAGUUUACAGUGACAAGGUCAAUAUGCCACCAGCUCCUCUAUUUAAUCUAAUAUCCCCUUGGCCAUUUACAAUGUGGGGAAUUGACGUGAUCGGGCCUGUUAACCCAAAAGCUAGCAAUGGUCAUAGAUUCAUCCUCGUAGCUAUUGACUACUUCACAAAAUGGGUAGAAGCUAGUUCAUAUGCCCACGUAACACAGAACGUAGUGAAGAGGUUUAUAGAAAAGGACUUGAUUUGUCGAUAUGGUCCUCCUGAAAGGAUAGUGACAGAUAAUGCACAGAAUUUCAAUGGCAAAAUGAUAGCGGAGCUGUGUACUAAAUGGAAAAUCAAGCAUUCGAAGUCUUCACCAUACCGACCAAAGAUGAAUGGCGCAGUAGAAGCCGCCAACAAGAACAUCAAGAAGAUUAUUCAGAAAAUGGUAGUCACAUAUAGAGAUUGGCAUGAGAUGUUGUCAUUCGCACUUCACGCAUACCGCACUACAGUCAGGACCUCGACAGGGACUACCCCAUAUUCUUUGGUAUACGGUAUGGAGGCAGUAAUGCCGUUGGAAGUGGAAAUCCCAUCGUUAAGAGUAUUAAUGGAUUCCGAACUAGAAGAGGCUGAGUGGGCCAAAGUGAGAUAUGAGCAACUGAACUUGAUCAGCGAAAAGAGGAUAGCUGCAAUAUGUCAUCACCAACUUUACCAGAAACGAAUGGCCAAGGCAUAUGAUAAGAAGGUUAGACCGCGGUUGUUUCAAGAAGGGGAUCUAGUAUUGAAGAAAAUAUUGUCGUUACCUGGAGACGAUCAAAGCAAAUGGGCACCGAAUUACGAGGGUCCUUACAUAGUAAAGAAGACAUUCUCAGGAGGAGCGCUGAAGUUGGCUAGAAUGGAUGGAGAAGACCUAGCUCGACCUGUGAAUUCUGACUCUGUAAAAAGA
Molecule: messenger RNA, 4986 nt
Organism: Populus trichocarpa (black cottonwood)
Lineage: Eukaryota; Viridiplantae; Streptophyta; Magnoliopsida; Malpighiales; Salicaceae
Exons: 4
Biological process (GO): DNA integration
Molecular function (GO): nucleic acid binding; RNA-DNA hybrid ribonuclease activity
Source: RefSeq, a predicted model, not a curated record